AUGGUCAACAUAGCAAGCGUGGGCACGGUGGUCAUCAAAGUCGUGAAAUUGGUGUUGAACAUAAUCAUUUUGGUGCUGUACCGGACUGGGUAUCGAGGUGGAUUUUUGGGAGUCGGCGGAACGUGGAACCUGAACGAAGAGAAAAACCCGGAUGCGGAAAUAGUCGCUUCCGGCGUGUUCGUCGGUUUCUUCAUCUACACCGUCGUGAUCCUAAUAUCGUACGGGUUCGGAUCCAACCACCAGAAGAAAACGCUAGUGGAUAUAAUAAUGAACUUCGUCGGCAUGUUCAUGUUUAUCGCCGUCGGCGGCAUAGCGCUCCACUAUUGGAUUGGUUAUCAGAACGAAAACAAAUACAUUAGCGUAGCUUCCGAACGUGCCAUAGGCAUCACGGUGGGCGUGCUGUGCGUUCUUUCCGGUGCCAUUUACCUGGUGGACACCGUUCUGUCGUUUAUACAUUUCGCCAGAGAAAUGGAGUUCGAUUAA
Macrosiphum euphorbiae (potato aphid) is the source of this 483-nucleotide messenger RNA. NCBI's taxonomy places the organism in Eukaryota, Metazoa, Arthropoda, Insecta, Hemiptera, Aphididae. The record is from the annotation of a GenBank genome assembly.